AUGGAGGAAGUAACCAAAUGCAGAUACAUCGAUUGUGUCGACACUCGGGAAAAGGAACAAAUACUUCACGAACUUCCCGUUUGUGAUACCGGUCUCUGUGUGAAGUGGUUGAUCAACAGUGGUCACGUGGAUCUAAUUGGAAGUGAUCUCGACGCUCUACGAUCUAUGAAAUUUUUUCUGUGUAACAAUCAUUUUACGGAGGAUUGCUACCUUAGUAAAGGCACCCUAAAGGAAAAUGCAGUUCCUUCACCACAUUGGAGUUCUGUUUCGCGAACAUUGAGAACUUUGAAGACACGACGGAAAAUUCAAUUAAACGGUCAAGAAAGUUCUAUGGAGGAAGUAGCGACCAAUCAGCUCAUUGAGAAGAAUGCCCCUUCUGAAUUUGAAGUUGAUCAAUGGUGUAGAACAUGCGCGACUAAGAAACAGAACCUUGUAAGUAUGAUGACCAAGGGAAAAGGCACAGAUAUGAGCCUUCUAUCAAAAUUGAAACUCUUGAUAGAGAUCGACGAUGAAGAUGCUUUACCAACAAAGAUGUGCGACGAAUGUGUGGAUAAGUUGGAACAGUCUUUCAAGUUUUUUCAACAGAUUUACGUAGCAGACAAUACAUUGCGUCAUGUGUUUCCAAGUACACGAUCAAGUAACACACCCAGAAAGCCUCUUUAUUCGAUCGGCGAGCACAUGAGAAAGGAACAAAGGGAAAAGGAGAAGGAGAAGGAAAAAGAGAAAGAGAAAGAGGAGGAGCAGCAGCAGCCUCAAGCUGCACCAAAAGUGUCUCGUGGUAUAUUCAGACGAGGUCGAGGUAGACCCCGUACCAGGGGAUAUGCUGCAAGGGCAAGAGCGAGACAAAAAUCUGCUCAGAUGCAAGUACGGGUACCAAGCCCCAACCUAAAUGAUAACGCGGUGCACAUCAAUAGAGUAAACGAAACGACAGUGUCAAAGAACGAGUUUAAAAACACGUUGAUACACGAGGAAGAAAAACCAGUAGGUAUUACAGUGUUUUCGUUACUAACUGAUACGUGUCACAGCGACGAAGAACUCGACUGGUCGGAUGUGUUGAAAGUGAUGAACGAUCAAAGAUAUGGAACAGUUUCCAGACAAGAGGCAGAGAGAAAGAUAGAGGAAAAAGUAGAAACGAAAGCGAAAUCGGAGGUACAAGAGGUGAGCGAAAAGCCGCGGAAGGAAACGUCGUUGAAAACGGAGUUGGCGAUGGUAGUAGGAACAGAAGCGACAGAAACGUCCAUAGAGAAAGGAAAGGUGGAAACGGAAAUACAAAGUAAGAUAGAGGUAGAAGGGGCGGAUCCUGGAGAAGAGAUAACGGCAGCGAUGUCAGAGAACGAACUUGGACAAAUAGGUUGUGACAAAUUUUACGACGAGUCGUUCAAACUAAGACGUCAGUUACAAACACGUUUAUCGACCGAUCAUUCCCAAGUAUCCGGUCAUGUGUGUACAGAUUGUCUAACGUGUUACGAAACUGAGUCAUUACUUUUCAAACAUCGUGCUCUACGGCAUGGAGAGCGAAGAUAUCGGUGCGAACAUUGCAAGGAAGAAUUUGUCGAGAAAAAAACACUGAGAGAGCAUGUGAACAAAUGCCAAUCGCACGAUACUAUACUGUAUUAUUCGUGCGAUUCGUGCGGUGUGCAACUUGCUUCGAAACAAACUCUGAUCGAGCACAUGAAAACUCAUCCGGAAAAUUCGUCGUUCCAUCCGCCGCUGGCGUCACCGGCUGCUGCCGAAGAUUCAAAAAAAGCCGAAAACGAGUCACCGCCGACUUCUUCAUCGAUUCCAUCAAAAUCGGAACUCGAACCCGAAUGUUCUCCCGUUACAUAUUCGAGUAUGGUCGCAACUUCAGAAUCAAAUCCGGAUGAAAAGAGUAGUAUCGGCGUCGUAGCCGACACAACUGAUAGAGCUAACGUAGCAGAGGAGGAGCAACACCGGCAAACGGGUGAAGAAGAGUCGGCAGCAAUUACGUGUCCGGAUUGCAACGAACAGAUGCAGAAUACGGUAGAACUCAGUAUUCACCGAAUGCGUCGUCAUUCCAUGAACAGGAAAGAUGCAACGUGCCUUCUAUGCGACAGCAAAUCCUUUCCCUCGUUGGAAGAAUACGAACAGCACGUGCUCGAUCAUUGCAAACGACUAAGAAUAUCACCAUGAUAAAAUCAGUUGUUCUUUAUUACGGUAUUGUGUUACGUAUAGAGACGAUUGUCCGUUUCUGUUCGUUAAUAUUGGCAGAUACAAUAUGCUUGUUGGAUUCACCAGAGGUCUAGAAUAUUGAUAUCAGGGAAAAUUAAUGUUAAGCUAGGGGUACCAAAAUUAAUCCUUCUAUUGAAAUAUUGGCGCAGUGUGCAUGUUUCUGUCAAAUCUUCAACAUCUCCUAUUAUAUGAACGAAUAAGGAAUAUAUUUUGAUUCAGCCGAUUAAAUGUAUUUAAAUAAUCUAUUAAGAGGGAAGAAUAUGUAUGUAUGAUGCAUGUAUGUAUGUAGGUAUGCGUGUUUAAAUUGAUCGAGUAAACAACAGUGUUUUUAUUUUGUUUGUUUGUUCGUUCGUUCGUUCAUUUAUUCAUUCAUUCAUUCAUUCAUUCAUUCAUUCCUACGUUCGUUCGCCAUAUUCAAUAAAUUGUAUAAAAAAGUACAAAAUUCCAAGGAUAAAGGCAACAACAACACAAUAGUUCGCAUUCGUAACAACGACGACGACGACGAUCGCAACGACAACAACACGAUUUUCUUAACGUAGAGGAGAAGAAAUGCAUCAGUGAUAAUACGCAAUAGGUAGAUACGAGGCGUAUGUUAAAUUCGUUGAUUUAAAAAAAUGCUCUACACGCUUCGUAUAACAGGCAAAUAGUGUGAAGGUCGGCUCAACAUACGCACAAAUAUUUAUGUAAACAACAAAACGCAUCGUGCAGGAUGCGAGACAUACGA
Molecule: messenger RNA, 2914 nt
Organism: Habropoda laboriosa
Lineage: Eukaryota; Metazoa; Arthropoda; Insecta; Hymenoptera; Apidae
Product: zinc finger and SCAN domain-containing protein 2-like
Exons: 2
Coding region: 1-2151 (716 amino acids)
Cellular component (GO): nucleus
Molecular function (GO): zinc ion binding
Source: RefSeq, a predicted model, not a curated record